Messenger RNA from Porites lobata, 6491 nucleotides. Lineage: Eukaryota; Metazoa; Cnidaria; Anthozoa; Scleractinia; Poritidae. The record is from the annotation of a GenBank genome assembly.
UGCAAAAAUAUUAGAUCAUCUUAUAAAUUUGGCCUCAUAGGUUUUACUUUCUAAAGAGUCUAGUCGAGCAUAUUUGCAAUAUGGCGGAAGCACCACACAACAUGCUGUUAUCUUCAGGUUAUGACGAGGAGUUUGUCAAUGAAGUUGAGGGAGAUUUGAUUUGUUUCAUCUGUAAAUUUACGUUGAGGGAACCUGUUCAAACAAGGUGCGGUCACAGAUUCUGUAAUGCAUGCCUCGAGGAACUUUUGAGAAGGUACGUCUUACAGACCGGCUUCAAGAAAACAGAUCGGAUCAACCCGAUCCAGGUUUUUAAAGCCUCUUUUACUGACUCAAUACUAUUGAAAUAGUAUUCAGCCCAAUAGUAUUAAAUAAUAACUUUCAUUCGAAAAUUUGCCACAUUAGAGUGGAGUACGAACUGUAGCGCCGUGCCUCAAUAAAAACCUUGAUAGUUUUGAGUAACGAAAAGUUAAACGUCAGUUACUGAGGCAGACGACAGUCACCUCGCCUUUCAACCUUGUUUUUCUAAUGGAGGAAAAAUUAAGCUGAAAAAUCUAUACCGAUACGUUCUUGCUCUUUAGCACAGGCAGACCAACCCUGUUCGUAUGGCUGUUGUCAAUAUUAGACUUAUUAAAUCUGAGGAUCGAUCUGUAUUUUGUACAUGAACGGAAGGAAUACAGAUGAACAUUACAGCCUUUUCAGUUUGGUCCAAAGUAGAAAUUUAAACGUAAGUGUUUCAGUAAAAAUUCAAAUGAAGUGCUAGCGAGUCAAAAGGUAGGCACUGCGAAUCUCCAAAUUUCGGUUUUGCGGCCAUUUUUGCAUCGAAAAUAUGCCGUUUUUCGGUUUCAUCUCUUGCGGUUUGCGGUUUUCCUUUUUCUUAGCAUUUGGUUUUCGGCUUUCAACCAACAUCAAAAAAAUAAAUAAUAAAUAAAUAAAUAACUCGGUAUUCUCCCUUGUUAAAGUGCAAAGAAAAUUCUCGAAAAAGAGGAAGUUUUUUUCUUUUUCUAUCGUUAGAGGUUUCAAACAAUAUAGAGUGUUUUCACAUGACGUCACUGCGGCCAUCUUGAUGUCCCAAAACACUGAAACGGUGGCCAUGUUGUUGUCCCAAACCAAUCCUUUAGGAGUUAAACUCUUUUCUUAUGCAAACCAUUUCUUUUGUUACAAUAAAUUUGCACGGAUGCUGGCCGCGUGAGUGAAAACGCUCUAUUUUUUUGUGGUGUUUGGAAAUAUUGAUGUGGCCAUAUUGUAGUGUUUGGCCAUAUUGAUGUCCCAAAACAAUGAAACGGUGGCCAUGUUGUUGUCCCAAACCAAUCCUUUAGGAGUUAAACUCUUUUCUUAUGCAAACCAUUUCUUUUGUUACAAUAAAUUUGCAUAGAUGCUGGCCACGUGUGUGAAAACACUCUAUUUUUUGUGGUGUUUGGCGACUUUCUGUCUAUCUUUUUCUUUUUUGGUCCUCUUCAUCUUCCUUUUUUUGCUGCCUUUCGCUUUCUAACAGGCUCCACUGGCUUCCACAGUCAUGUCUCAUGUUUUUCGUCGUACCGAGCUGUUCAUUUUGUGAGAUAUAUUUUUGACUGACGGCGAGAGAGUAAAGAAAGAGAAUUGCUGGUUUGCACGUGACGUCACGGCGGCCAUGUUGGUGGUCAAGAACAAAAGCAUUUCUCUCCUCUGGGAACUAAACUCAAUUUUCAUGUAAAUUCUUCGAGGAAAUAUUCUUUUGUUUUGACCCCCAACAUGGCCGCCUUGUCACGUGGUUGCAAACCAAGAAUAAGGCAGGCAGUUUUCCAGCCGGUGUCCCUGACCUCCUCUUGUUUAAUCAAGCUUGAAACUUUCAAUUUCUUAGCUAAAAAAACACCAGUGUCUGAUCGGCUUGAUUUGUCUCCAUAUCUUCGCCUAAGUAGACACAUGUUUCUAGAACCUUACGCGUAAUUUACGAUUACUUUAAAUAUACUUUUUAAAAAUUCCUUUUUUGAUGUGAUUAGUUUUAAACAUGUGAGCAGUAAUGCAAACUGGAACACUUAAUGAAUCGUUUUGGUGAAAUAUCUUCACAAACAACUUAAAAGUACCAACCAAUAAUAAAAAUAAGAAAUGAUGACUUACUUCCUUUUUGAGCACUUACUGCUCAAACAUGCUCAUAACGAUAGAUAAUGGCCUGGGGCGUAAGCAAACUGCAGGUCGCUACCUCAAGAAACAUUUGUCGCCAGGAGCAACGCCACCUUCUUGGAGAGCAUGAGACGUAGCCGAGGCAAGAGCAACAAAGACGUUACAUCAUCUAAAAAGCUCAUGUACAAGUAGCUCAUUUUGAGAAAGUUAAUGCCGUCUGAACGAAAAUUUAAACCACACACUGUGCACGUUUGUAAUCAGAAGAAUUGUUUAAAGACACUUUAGCACAUUUUUACACAAUCCAAGGCUUUCAUAAUAUCAGGUUUCGCAUAAGGGCUUUAAUGACCGCAAUUAAUUUAUUUACUCAUUUAUUAAUUAUAAAUACUUUUUUUAUUAUAAUUGCUUCUUUCACUGCAACAAACAGUCAACAAGUUAAGAACCAGCCAAACACUUGCCCUGUAGAUAGAAAAGGCUUGGACCAAGGCAAGGUAAAUCAUUCAGUUUCAUUUAUCUAUUCGUCCUUUUGUCGAUUAUUUCAACCCUUUUCAGACCACGGCGGGGUGAUUUCAAGGCCCUCGGACUUUAAAGAUGUACACCAUCAAAGCAGUUCAAGCUAUGACCGCAAAACUUAGCAACUUUUCCUAAAACUUUCUGGAAUAUUUUAAGGUCUUCGUGACAUGUACGUCAACCUUGACGUUACCGUGGCAACCGAGUUUUAACAGCCAUGUUUAGAAAAAUAUGCAAUUUGUUAACGUGAAAAAGCGUUUUAGUUCUAGAUUUCCUGAUUGAAAAGUUUAUUCCGCAUUAGUUUAUGGAAUUAAUUUGAUCCAAGCUUUUCAAGUGCUAAGUUGAGAAAAACUUUAAUUUUGUAUUGAGCAAUUAACAGAUGUUAAGUUCAUCCUACAACAAUGUUCAUUUCUCUUGGAAUUUUGCUACUGUAGAUCUAUUUUGCCCGGUGUGAAUAGGGUUAAAGCUAGCAAGUAAAGUGAAUGUUUCCAGUUCAAUUUACACCCAAAAUAAAUCUAAAAGAGUUUUCCGUAAAAAAAAGCGCCUUGAAAGCCAAAGUGGUGUAAGAUUUUAACCCAUCAAAGUCUAAACCGCCAGUGUGGAUAAACGUCCCUUGUAAGACUUGUACCGCUUGUUCGAGCUUGUGACAUGAUCAGUUUUAAAGGUCACAGACAACUUCGACACUUUUUCAAGGGGAAAAGAUACCGCCGAAUGAGCACCAUUCAGUCAAACAGGCUAGAGGAAAAGGUCGCCCCUUCCCAAACACGUUGUGUCCACAUUAAAAUUCCAGUGAAAUAGAGUAAAAAUCUUGUUCCAGUACCACCCGUAACCCCACCCGUAUUUCCUUGAAAUUAAUUUAGAAGCAUUUCAGCACUUCAAAGCAAUGCUAUAUAUUCGAAUCUCAUUCCUCAAUUUUGUUUUGCGUCCUACUUUAGGAUGUAUUUCCUGACAAUGCAACAGGAAGGAAAAUAUUGUCUCUGGUGAUCAAAUGCCCAAGUGAGGGUUGUUCGUGGACUGGUGAGAUAAGGGACAAAGAGGUAAAAACUAAAACUGUUAUAAAUCAUAUUCAAAGCCAAUGUAGUCGAGUCAGCUGGCGUGGAACACGCACCUCAAGCUAUCAAAAGUAUCAUUCCCUAGUCGAAUGAAACUCAUUUCCUUUCCGGCAUACACCCAUAGCUCUCUAACUUUCGUAGUUUACGGCCUGGUAAACAUCUAUAUUUGCGACGCGUACCGAUGACUGGCAGUGCAGCACGCAUUAUAUUUGGAGAUAUGUUACGAAAGGUGACAAGUGUAAAGGUCAGAUACUUAGCCGGCAGUUAUGGAAUGCUGCAACAAAAAAUAAGAAUUGGAUGAAGUCCAUCUGUCUGCGCCUGUAUCGUUAUAUUUCUGAAGCAUUACUACGCAGAAGACAGAAUAAUUAUAACCUUCAAUACCUUCAGCUACGAAUGAGCAAUAACCAUCGUCGUCUUUCUUCAGUCUAAGGCAGCGUUCCCACUUGGUGCCCGAUUACUGUACUCGCUGGGUACUAACGUGAACACACCCCUUUUUCAAGUACCCAAGCAAGAAUUCGCUCACGGUGCUGGUGCCCUAAUACAAAAGUGGGGGCCCUGUGUGCACACCGUUUUGGUUAGUUCCGGGGCAGUCCACUGCUUUGUCAUCGCUGUUAAGCUCAUGUUUCAAAAUGGCGUCUAAAGGGGCGAAAGUUGAGUAAUUAAGAACACAGUUGCAUAUAGGGUACUCAAAUUGUGAACACACCACCAUUUUGUGCCGCUGCCCAGGCGCUGGUUGCAGCGAACCUAGUGGGGACAGUGCCUAAAACGCCAACCUUGCAAGGGAUAAAAAAGACUGGGGAAACCUUUUAGUCGCCGGCGCUCUUGCAAAUCAGUAAAUUUAGUGUUUUUUUACGGUUUCACCCAGGCAGAGGAAAUAUGACAGUAGCAAACCAAAAGCAAUGAAGAAAACCCCCUACAGAUACAUUCAUAUUCCUAUUUUAAGCGUAUUGAAAAGAUGAGAAAGCAGAAUUGAUCAAUUUAAGUAACACAGACAAUUCAUAAGAAUUCUGAAUUUCAGCCAAUUACAUCGUACAGACAGACAUCGGAUCUAUGACAUUCCGCUCCUAAUUCGACAAUUGACCAUGGUGAAAAAGAUCACUUAAUCAUUCUCUCUCAAAUUAUAAUUCUUUCUAACAGGUGCACCUACAAACGUGCCCUUCCAAAGUUGUCUCCUGUAUCUACGAAAAUUGCAAUAUGAUCAUCAAAAGAAAAGAUCUCGAACAACAUGUGACAAACAUAUGUCAGCGGAGGAUGACCGAGUGUGAAUACUGUAAACAGUCACACCCAAGAUGUUACUUGCAGGUGAGAAUAUAAAUUCAACAAUAGAAAUAGAGUAAUCACAUAAUAAGGAGACAGCGUGGCCGAGCGGUUGGAGAAUUGGACUUGUAAUAGUCCAGUUUUGAGUUCCUAUGACGGCUGAAUAAAGGAAGUGAAGACGCACUUUUUGAAGGCUUUGCCUCUGUCUGAAGUAAAUAUAUUCACAAAUUCCAACGAAGAAGUCCUGUUUAUUAUUUGCCCAUUGUGUAUUCCCCCCCUAUAAAUAAUGAUCGGCCCCUUAAUUGAUUUUUCUAUUCAUUUCAUUAAAUAUAUGAAUUUAUUUUACAUUUCUUUUACAUUUUUACAUUAGGAAGGGACAAAAGUGGAAAAAAAAUUGUUACCCUGACCCUUAACAUUGAACCCUCGACCCUCGACGACAGGAUAGACUCAUCGCUCUGUAAUGCGAGCCACUAACAUUGUUUUGUUUCAUACUGUAAUUACAGAAUCCAAACAAGCCGUCUGCUCACAUCGAAGCUGCAAGCAGAAAAGAAGUGACCUAUCAAGCUAACCAAAGUAUAUUAUUUCAUGCUUUCCAUAAGUCCUCCCAGCCACCUUAAUGCUCAAUUUACCAUCAUAUCGAGUCUGCCAAGGUUCAAAAGCAACAUCGGCCCGAAUUACAAUGCGCUUUAAAUAGUUUUUACCCUGCGAGCAGAUAGUUUUUACCCUGCGAGCAGAGGCCCUUCCAAUCUUCCCGGAUAAGUCGGGAAGGGAUGCUUUGAGAGAAAAAAAGGGGAAAUAGCUUUAUUCAGUAGUCCUUAAAUUGCAGUUAAUGUUUCUGUGUCUAUGUGGUGAUGUUCCUUUACUGCGUCGUUUAAUUUAUAUCAUCGCAUUAAAAAAGAGCAAUCUUAUCCUAUUUUACCCUGCGAACAGAGGCCUUUCGAACUUCCUAGAUAAGUCGGGAAGAGGAAGGUGGGCCGGGUUGAGAUAAACCGGGGAUAAUGCGAAGUCUCAAUUCAGAAUGAAAGUUUAAAAGCAAAUUCAUUUAAUUCUUUUUUCUUGCAAUGUAAUGAUUUAAUGCUCUUUAAAGAAUGGAGAAAAUUAUCCUUCUGAAUAGAAGAAUAAGGACCCCACAUAAAAAUGUAAUCCUCGGUUAGCACCCCCCCCCAAAAAAAAAAAUUGAACAGAGCAGUGUGUUUCAGUGGAAAUCAGCCGUAAUUAACAUCACUCUUACUUUAUCCUCUAGUGAUAAAGGACUGGUCUGUCAGUGCCCCGUACAGCCAUCUUGCAGGCGGUAUGAAGUACGAUGAUGGACAACUGACUGUGCCUACCACUGGACGGUACUAUGUCUACCUGCAGGUCUACCAUCACAGCACUGGAAGGAUUCUUGUGAAGGUGAACAGCAGUGCGAUAACCAUGAUUCAGAUCCCUGUCCCAGGAAAAGGUGACCAUGGUACCGCGCAUGCAGGCGGGAUUUUCAACCUGAAAGCUGGUGACGUCAUCACGAUUACUUCGGAUAGAAAGGACUGCAAAAUUUACAUGUGGAGCGUUCAUACCUACUUUGGCGCGUAUUUGAUUUAA